Messenger RNA from Zingiber officinale, 1720 nucleotides. RefSeq names its product premnaspirodiene oxygenase-like. The coding region runs from base 14 to 1675 and encodes 553 amino acids. Gene Ontology annotation, molecular function: monooxygenase activity; heme binding; iron ion binding. The transcript is spliced from 2 exons. The record is from RefSeq and is a predicted model, not a curated record. Lineage: Eukaryota; Viridiplantae; Streptophyta; Magnoliopsida; Zingiberales; Zingiberaceae.
CACGGUCAGAGCAAUGGCGGAGGUCCAACUCACUCCUCUCCUCCUCAUCUUCCUGUUCCUCCUCCUUCUCGCUUUCUUCCUCAUCGGCACAGAGAGGAAGCUUUUCUCCAACUCCGGCGGCGCUCGCCUCCCACCCGGCCCGUCAAAGAUACCCGUCAUUGGCAACCUCCACCAACUUCGCGGCGGCCUCCCCCAUCGUGUCCUGCGCGAUCUCGCCGGCGUCCACGGCCCCCUCAUGUUCCUCCGCCUUGGCCAGGUCGACUUCGCCGUCGUAUCCUCUCGAGAUGCCGCCCUGCAGAUCACCAGGAGCCACGACCUCAACUUCGCACACCGCCCCCAGCUACUGGCCCCUUCCAUCGUCUUAUACGGCUGCUCCGACAUCGCCUUCUCCUCCUACGGCGACUACUGGCACCAGAUGCGUAGGAUCUGCGCCACCGAACUAUUCAGCGCCAAGCGCGUCAGGUCAUUCUCCGCCAUCCGCGCGGAAGAGGUCGCCAAGCUCCUUUGCGACGCUGCUGAGGCAGCAGCGGCCGGCCAGCCGAUGAACGUGAACAGCAAGCUCACGGCCCUCUCGAACAGCAUCGUCUCCCGCGCUUCCUUCGGCUUCAAAUGCCAUAACCAGCACGCGUUCGUCGAGACCAUGAAGGAGGUGCUGAUGCUCGCGUCAGGGUUUUGCGCUGCGGAUCUGUUCCCGUCGUUCAAGUUCGUGGGCUUGUUCUCCGGCGUCACCUCCAAGCUGAAGAAGCUUCACCGCAAAGUGGAUGAAAUUCUCGACGCGACCAUCAAAGAGCACCAAUCGAGCAAGAGCGAAGGGGACGAAGAGGAUCUCCUCGACGUUCUACUUCGUCUAAAAGACGACGGAGCCCUAGAAAUCCCAAUCACAUUCGACAACAUCAAAGCUGUGAUUUUGGACGUCUUCACGGGAGGGACGGAGACCUCGUCGACGGUUGUAGAAUGGACGAUAUCGGAGCUCAUCAGGAACCCUACCGUGAUGGCGAAGGCACAGGGGGAAGUGCGAGAAGCGAUGAUGCGAUGGAAAAACAGGGAUUUCGACGAGGAACUCCUCAGCGAGCUCCAAUACCUGAAGCUAGUGAUCAAGGAGAGCCUGAGGCUACACCCGCCGCUACCGCUGAUGCUGCCAAGGGUGGCGAAGGAGGCGUGCCAGGUGCUGGACUACGAGGUGCCGGCGGGCACGAGGGUGAUGAUCAACGCGUGGGCGCUAGGUAGGGACCCGCUCUACUGGGGCAGCGACGCCGAGCGGUUCCGGCCCGAGAGGUUCGAGGGCGGUGAGGUGGACUACAAAGGGAACCACCUGGAGUUCGUUCCGUUCGGCGCCGGGAGGAGAAUAUGCCCGGGUAUGGCAUUCGGAAUGGCGACGGUGGAACUCGUAUUGGCGCAGCUGCUGUUCCACUUCGACUGGAAAGUUCCAGGAGGAGGAGAAGUGAAUACGGCGGCGGAGGAACUGGACAUGCAAGAGGCAUUCGGGGCGAGCGUGGUGAGGAAGGAGAAGCUCCGCCUGGUCCCGGUGCUUCGAACCCCCGCCGCCCGCUGCUUAAUCGAUCGAAGGUUAAGAUCGCUAUUAUAUAAUAUAAAUAAAAUUAUUCUAGCGCAGGUGGUUACUGUCCCGUGUUCAUCUCAUGUGGUAAACCAUGAGGUUAUGUUCGGUCACGUCUAAUUUCGAUUUUAAAAUUUGAUGUGAUAAUAUUUUAUAUUUUAAUCA